UAAACUAUAUUGCCAAAAGUAUUGGGACACCCCUCUCAGGAGCUCAGUGGAUUCAAGCGUGGUAUCGGUUUGCCUUCUGUGCAGUAAGUCCAUCAAUUAAAUUUCCUUACUAAUAAAUAUUCCACGGUCAACUGUUAGUGGUAUUAUUACCAUGUGGAAGCAACUGGGAACAACAGCAACGCAGCCACAAAGUGAGCAGGGUCAGCACAUGCUGAAGCGCACAGUGCACAGAAGUUGCCAACUGUCUGCAAAGUCCAUAGCUAAAGACCUCCAAACUUCAUGUGGCCUUCAGAUUAGCACAACAACAGUGCAUAGAGAGCUUCAUAGAAUGGGUUUCCAUGGCCAA
This is a messenger RNA of Staurois parvus, 346 nucleotides long. NCBI's taxonomy places the organism in Eukaryota, Metazoa, Chordata, Amphibia, Anura, Ranidae. The record is from the annotation of a GenBank genome assembly.